Messenger RNA from Pocillopora verrucosa, 1822 nucleotides. Its product is annotated as notch homolog 2 N-terminal-like protein B. Gene Ontology annotation, biological process: Notch signaling pathway; axon guidance. Gene Ontology annotation, molecular function: Notch binding; calcium ion binding. The record is from RefSeq and is a predicted model, not a curated record. NCBI's taxonomy places the organism in Eukaryota, Metazoa, Cnidaria, Anthozoa, Scleractinia, Pocilloporidae.
CCAAGAAAUGUAAAAACAAGUCAUCGUCAUGCUGUUGUGUUGUAUUUUGAUAACCUUUCUAGAUAUUUUGACAAUACUCUCUUCGAUGAUAUUUGUUGAAACAGCGAUGAUUUUAAAGAAAAGUCCAAUCUGGAGGAGUAUCGGGAAGAAACAAACAAUUGCACAAAUGGAUUAUGUGUUGUCACAAGGAAGUGAUGUUGUACUUAAACAGACGCAGAUCCCAGGCAGCAUAAAACUACGCACAAAGCGCCACCAAUAUUCUACUUCACUAUACGGUAGCAUGAACAAAGCCAGCUCUUUAAAGAGAAGGCUGAAGAAAGGUAACGAUGCUAAAAAAACUGUUAGUUUUAACAAGAGGGACUUCUUUUUCGCACCAGCUCCUCCCUAUGAACCGAUGUCAAGGCCCGUUGACCGAAGGAUGUUCCUGGUUCAUCGAGGAGAGAGAGGACCAUGUUUUUUCCAUGCGUGCCACCAUGGCGGAAUGUGCGUUCCAAGGCGCCAUGGAUUUUAUUGCGAGUGCCUGCCUGGUUUCAUUGGAACAAGAUGCGAAGUUAAAAAAGAGUGCAGACCUUCAACAUGUAAAAACGGAGGAACAUGUACCGAAAUUGCAGUUGGAAGACAUCUGUGUACGUGCCCUGUGGGGUUUCUUGGAGAGAAUUGCGAAACACGAAGUCUUUGCCACCCAACCCCAUGUCGUAAUGACGGCACAUGUAGCGAGUCUGAGGAUUCAUACACUUGUGUAUGUCCAGAAGGAUUCAAAGGGAAAAACUGUGAAAUUGACAACAAGUGCCUACCAAAUCCGUGCAAGAAUGAUGGUGUAUGCUUUGAAAUGGGCAAUAGUUAUAUCUGCAAUUGCCCACAAGGUUUUAAAGGAAAGACUUGUGAAGUUAUCAGCGAGUGUAAUUCUGUUUAUUGUCUGAAUGGAGGAACAUGUAGAGAUGAAAGCUCUGGGUACAGGUGUGACUGCCGCUUUGGAUUUUAUGGAAAGCGGUGUGAAGCCUCUGCAUGCCACCCUAGCCCUUGUCAUAAUGAUGGGGUUUGUCUAAGAUUUGGUAAUCAAUACUCCUGCCAGUGCAAACAAGGCUUCUCUGGAAAGAGGUGUAAAGUCUCAAGACCGUGCUCCCUUGGUAUUUGCUUAAACGGCGGCACAUGCGUAGAUGGACCAUACACCAAUAGUAAAUAUGGAUUUGCAUGUGUGUGUCAGCAAGGGUUUGACGGUAUCAUGUGCGAGAAACGUCUUCCUGACAACUUUGGAGAAAGACUUGCCAUUUUGUGAAUUGGAAAUUAUCUACAGUGCAGCAAGUCGUGAUGUAGAAAAAGAGCUCAAUUUCGAAUCAAUGAUUUUACCUGUAGAAAGUAAUUCUUAAAACAAUCUGCUCGCCUGACUGGUAAACAAAGCAUUUUUAAUAACCACUGGCAGAAAUUUCUGCACGAUCUAAUAUGAAGUAGACAUAUUCAGAAUGAAGGACCCCCAUGAUGUGAAAACUUUUUCGGUGCCAUUGCUUCUAAGAAAGGGAAAGAAUACUCUAACACUUGCUAUCAAAUUUUCUAUGAACUGACUGCUACCAAUUAAAGUAAUUAAAAACAAACAAUAGAAAGAAAUAUAUUUGAGUAGACAGACAAUGUGACAAAGCUAAUUUAAUGUUAAAAUUGUUGGAACCGAAUUAGUGUUUGCACGUAGUAAUGAGUGCUGGAGAGUGGUUUAUCAGUAGAGAUGAAUUAAAAAAACAUGCUGUUAGAGACUGAAAGCAUGCGAGGGUAUAAUUAGCCAUCUAUUGUCUAACGUGUAAGCGUGCAAAGGAAAUUUGUCAAAAAAUAAACU